UCUUGCAAAAUCAAUUGAUGUGCCUGCUAAAUGAAAAGGAGUGGAUAAAUGAUGAUGUGAUCAAUGCAUAUAUAUGUUGUAUAAAGGACCAAAUACAUCUCCAGAAUGAUAAUAAAGUAUAUUUUGAGAGUCCAUUUGUUACCUCACUAUUUAAACGAGAUGGCGAACUUGGAAUACAAAAAGAUAGUGCCUUCAUGACAGAGACUGUCGUCGAAUAUAUGCAACAUGACAUGAUUAAACUUCCAAUAAAUGCCAACAACACACAUUGGUAUUUAGCUGUUGUGAAUACAAAAAAACGUGAGGUUCAAGUACUGGACUCAUUGUGCUGGGACUUUGACCGUGAUGAUCUCGCUCAUACGCUACGAGGAGUACAAUUUCAUUUGGACCUUCUUAAAAGUCAAAACUUGGUAAAAGACAAUUGGAAAGACGUUGAUCUCACUGAAUGGAAGAUCACAGAACAAUUACAAAAGGCAAUUCAAACAGACAGUUCUUCAUGUGGUUUGUUUAUGAUCAAAUUUAUGGAAUAUUUCACCGGAUGUGCACUAUCUUACCCAAUUACACAGGAAAUGAUUACUUCAUUUAGGUUUAAGUUAGCCAGCAUACUAUUAUGUUGGAAAACAAACACUGCAGCAAGGACUACAAUCGUUGAAGAAAGUAACGAUGACACUAAUGGAGAUCCUGAUGAUGUUCAAAUAUUAGAAAGCCUAGAUGAUAUAAAAAUAUCAAAGAAAAAAAUCCCAUUAUCUGUUGAAAAUAAAUACAGAUCACUAAUAUCUAUUCUUUCUAAUAUGAGUGUACAUGAAUUAACAGCUGGACUCUGUAGCUUCAUUAAAUCAAUCAAUUACACUGAGAUUUUAGAGAAAGUAUGGAUCCAAAGUUCAAAGCCAUAUCCGAUUAGCUUGUCUCUCAGAAAACUACAAGAAAUGCUGAAGGAUGAUUUACCCAUGGACAAAGAUUGCUUUAAUUUGGUUGUACGGAAGAUUAUAUUUGAUGACAUCCAAACGGCACAAAAAACAAAACAUUCGAUAGCAAAACAUUAUCUCGACAUGAAAUUUUGGAUGACUACUGAUUUUGGACGGCACCCAGAAUUCCGUAAGAAGUUAGAUGCUGAACAACUAGCAAAUACUGUUCGUAAUUGGCCUGGUAUAAAAUAUAAUGUUUCAACAUGCAAAACGGUAAGAGCACUUUUGUAUACUUUAGGCCACAAUUUUUUUAUUACAUCUAAUAUGUAG
This is a messenger RNA of Triticum dicoccoides, 1232 nucleotides long. RefSeq lists its product as uncharacterized. Lineage: Eukaryota; Viridiplantae; Streptophyta; Magnoliopsida; Poales; Poaceae. Gene Ontology annotation, molecular function: deSUMOylase activity. The coding region runs from base 18 to 1232 and encodes 404 amino acids. The record is from RefSeq and is a predicted model, not a curated record. Gene Ontology annotation, biological process: protein desumoylation; proteolysis. The transcript has 7 exons. Gene Ontology annotation, cellular component: nucleus.